AUGCUCUUGGGUUGGGGUUUGAACCGACGCCUGAAACUUCUGUUCUACCUUCCCAGUGGAAGCUUGAGCUCAGUGCUACAUGGUGCUGGUAAGGGAGGAGCAGACUGGGAGGCUAGAUAUGAUGUUGUCUUAGGCGUGGCUCAGGUGCUUGCCUACUUGCACCACGACUGUGUGCCUGCUAUUUUGCAUGGUGAUGUCAAAGCCAUGAACAUGUUGUUGGGUCCUGGCUAUGAGCCUUAUCUUGCUGACUUUGGAUUAGCUGGGAUUGUGAAUAGCAUUGGUGAUGAUGACUUUUCUAAAACAAGCCAAAGGCCUCAAUUAACUGGUUCUUAUGGAUACAUGGCUCCAUGGAGGCAUCCAUUAGACCCAACUUUGCCAGGAGGUGCACAUUUAGUUCAAUGGAUUCGUGAGCACUUGGCAAGGAAACGAGAUCUGGUCGACAUCCUUGAUCAGAAGCUUAGGGGAAGAGCUAAUCCUACAAUGCACGAAAUGCUGCAAACACUAGCUGUGGUAUUCCUUUGUGUCAGUACUCGUGCUGAUGAUCGCCCAAUGAUGAAAGAUGUCGUAGCAAUGCUUACAGAAAUUCGACAUGUUGAGACUGCAAGGGGAGAACCAGAAUUGUUAAAGGGAGGAGGGUUGCAAUCAAUUUUGGCAUCCCCUCCUGCUAGGAAAGCAGUUUCACAAGGCUCUUCUAAUUGCUCCAUAGCUUUCUCUGAAGAUUCAAUGCAACGAGAAGUUAUGAACUUUCAUCCACUGUGCAUAUUAUCUUGGGAGAAUCAAAAUCCCAUAGAACAAGGAAGAAUAUAG
Prunus armeniaca (apricot) is the source of this 807-nucleotide messenger RNA. The record is from the annotation of a GenBank genome assembly. Lineage: Eukaryota; Viridiplantae; Streptophyta; Magnoliopsida; Rosales; Rosaceae.